AUGUCACGAACUUCGAACUUGGAGUUCGUUCAAGAUCCGAACCUUAACACCCAUAACAUAUUGCAAGAUCAACUCACACGGAGACCAGGAACGAAACACCCAGAACACCACUCCUCAAACCUUGAAAAUCAACUCAGAAAACUCUCCUCUCAAACCUUGAAAAUCAACUCCCUUGAACCUUGUCUAUCCUACCUCUCAACCUUGUUACUCACAGCCCUGCAUCCCUCUUUACCUCUCACAGUACUCACAGGACCCCCAGGAGACCCUCAGGCCCCCCAGGAGUCGUUUGUUAGCGUUGGAUCGUCGCGGAUCGUUGAUUUACAUCGACCCUCGGAGACCCCCACGCGCCCUCGGUUUCGCCUCGGAACGCUCGGAAACCGCUCCGGAACGCUCCUAGACCUCCCUGGAACCCCCCAGGCCCGCCGUUUACUUUUAGACGUCCUAGACGGACCGGAUCGUCGUCGGACGCUUCAGAAAGAAGCCCCCGAGCCCCUAGACUCCCCAGGACCUCUCCAUCCCAUCGGAGAAGCCCUAGAGCGCAGCGAAGCGCCGCAAAGCACUCCAGAGCGCAGCGAAGCGCAACGACGCACCCCAGAGCCCCUAGAAGCCCACCAGAGCGCCUCAGGACGCCCCUGA
This is a messenger RNA of Puccinia graminis f. sp. tritici CRL 75-36-700-3, 636 nucleotides long. RefSeq lists its product as uncharacterized. The transcript is spliced from 3 exons. Lineage: Eukaryota; Fungi; Basidiomycota; Pucciniomycetes; Pucciniales; Pucciniaceae. The record is from RefSeq and is a predicted model, not a curated record. Bases 1 to 636 code for a protein of 211 amino acids.